AUGAGCUAAUAAUUAUUCAUGACAUUUUUCUUUAAAAUUUAACAAAGAAAUAAAAAUAUCUAUUUUCUUUUUAUAUUUUUUCAUGUAUUUACGCAUCAGAUAAAAGAUGGAAGAACCAAUCAAAUACCAAUUAGAUUUUUUCAGACCAUGCGCGUUUACUCUGUCAGUAUGAAUUAACCUAAAAAUUGCUAAGACAACGUAAAAGCUGUUUGUAAAAAUUCUGUUUCAUAGAUAAAUGUAUAUUUCUAAUUUAAAAGAUGCUUAAUACUCUAAUUAAUGACUCAUUAGUUUACAAUAAUUUAAACAAAAAUAUUACAUUUCAUUAAUAAAUUUUAGCACAAAAAUAAUCAACAUCUAACUGAUCACAAAACAUUAAAUAAUUCUGUUGAUUUGGAUUAAAUUUGAAAUUAUCAAUUGAUUUCAGAAUAAAAAUCUGUUUUCAAGCUGUUAAUAAAUCUCUUUUGUUAUUUUUAGUAUCAUCAUUUUAGAAAAAUACAAAUUGUUUUAUGACUGCUUCAUAACAGCUAACUCAACAUGUCUAAACGAGUUAGUUUAGAAGAGAAAAGAUCACGUAUGUUACAAAUAUUUUAUGAGAACAAGGAAUUUUUCACUCUUAAAGAGAUAGAAACAAUUGCAUCAAAAGAGAAAGGCAUUGUACUUCAAACUGUAAAAGAUGUUCUUCAAGCUUUAGUAGAUGAUGGCUUGGUAAGAAGUGAUAAAAUAGGAUCAACAAUUUAUUUUUGGGCUUUUCCUGGAGAAAAUAUAACAACUGUAGAGAAUAGAAUUGCUGAUGCAAAUAAAAAAAUUGUCGCAACGGAAUUUAAAUUGCAAAAGUUGAAUGAAGAAAUUAAAAAACUACAGAGUGAAAAAAAUGACACGGUAGAGUUAAGUAAGUUACUUGAAGAAAUAGAACAAUUUAAACAAAAAGAAGUUGAAUUGAAACAGCAAAUAGCUAAGCUUAGUGAUGCUGAUCCGGAAGUAAUAGAAAAUAUGGCUAAAAAAGCAGAGAAUUACAAAGAGGCAGCCAAUAUAUGGACUGACAAUAUUUUCGCUAUACAAAGCUGGUGCAAGAGGAAAUUCGACAUCAAUGAAUCAACACUCAACAAACAGUUUCGAAUUCCAGAUGAUUUAGAUUAUAUCAAUUAAUUAUACUUGUUUAGUAUGUAAUUUAUAAUAUACGAAAUAGUUAUUUUUUUA
Chelonus insularis is the source of this 1197-nucleotide messenger RNA. RefSeq names its product meiotic nuclear division protein 1 homolog. Gene Ontology annotation, cellular component: nucleus. Gene Ontology annotation, molecular function: double-stranded DNA binding. The coding region runs from base 535 to 1146 and encodes 203 amino acids. Gene Ontology annotation, biological process: reciprocal meiotic recombination. NCBI's taxonomy places the organism in Eukaryota, Metazoa, Arthropoda, Insecta, Hymenoptera, Braconidae. The record is from RefSeq and is a predicted model, not a curated record. The transcript is spliced from 4 exons.